GUUGAAAUCAUCGGUAUUAUAUGUUAAAAUUGGUCAACUGGAUUGUCUCAAAUUGAGAAAAAGUAUGAUUUUGUAGGAACUGUAUCUUCUUUUGAAGAAAAUCAAAAAAUUCCAGAAGUAAUAAACACUUUUCCCUGUACAGCGAGUUUUAGGGAACGUAUAACGUGAUCGUUAAAUAAUAAUAAAUCAAAGAAUUAUCUUUGUUAUAAGUGUGCUACAGUUCACAGUAUUGGUCGAAGAAGAUACGGGGACAAAUGUUUGAAUAAGAUUUUCGUUAAUGCGAUCGUUAAUUUUAUCCUGGUGAUUAAAAGGAACAUUAUCUCGAAGGUCUGACAAAAACAUCGUAUCGCGUUCAAAUAAAAGCAUUGCUCUCUGCAUGUUUGUUGCAUAACAUUAGUGAGUUAUAUGGUGCGGUUCGAGCAAGAAACGAAACAUAUGAAUUUCUUCAUCAGAAAAGGAUUCUUCGAUCGAUUUUGCUUGUAGAAUCAUUAAGUUUCGCGCUACACCGUCGACUGUGAAUUUUAAAGCGUUUUUAUCUUGUUAUCUUUAAGUGUCCGAGUUGCAUAUUGUUUUCAAAAGGAAUAUAAUCGCAGACAUUCGAAGGGAACAUGGCGAACACAAAUGGCCACGUACAAACUGUUCUCGAAGAAAAAAAUGCAAACGAGCUUGGCAGGAUUCUCACCCACGAGCACUUGGCUAUGUCCUUCGAUGCGUUUUACAUUCCGCCUCCGUCUCAAUUGAAGCGCUUUAUAGAUGAUAAGAUCGAGCUUCAAACUCUUGGCGUUUUAAGGCAAUACCCUUACAGCAGCAAGUAUAAUUUAAAUUUUAAUGAUGAGGCAACGAUGGACGCCGUGUUGGAAGACGUAAAAUUUUAUCACGAAUUUGGCGGCGGUACCAUCGUAGAGAACAGUAAUCACGGCCUGAAACGUAACAUUCCAUUGAUGAAAAAAAUUAGUAAGAAAACUGGAGUAAAUCUCAUUGCUGGGACAGGUUAUUACGUUGCUGCUACCCAAAGUGAAAGCGAUCUUGCUCUAUCCAAAGAAAAAAUGUACAAUGUGAUGCUGAAAGAAAUGACCGUCGGGUGCGUUGAAUGUCCCGACGUAAAAACAGGAUUCAUCGGAGAAGUUGGAAGCACUUGGCCAAUCGAAGAUUUCGAGAAACGAGCGAUACAAUCAACUGGAGAACUCCAGGCACAAUUGAAGUGUCCUGUCAGCUUCCAUCCUGGACGAAAUGCCGAGGCACCCUUUGAAAUAAUGAGACUCUACCAAGAAGCUGGCGGAGACAGUGGAAAAGCUAUUCUUUCCCAUCUGGAUCGAACCUUGACCGAUGAACAGAAGCUUUUGGAGUUUGCCGACGAGACGAAAUGUUAUUGCCAAUUCGAUCUGUUCGGAAACGAAUGUUCUUUUUAUCAGUUGAUGCCAGUGGUGGACAUGUUGUCGGACGCGCAACGAAUCGAUCGCGUGAAACUUCUUCAGGACGAUCAGAAAUUACAUCGUGUACUUUUGAGCCACGAUAUUCAUACCAAGCAUAGAUUAAUGAAGUUCGGUGGACACGGAUUCUCUCAUAUCUUGAACAACGUCUUACCGAAAAUGUUGCUGAAGGGUUUCACUCAAGACGAAAUCGACACGUUAACGAUUCAAAACCCGAAAACUUGGUUAACCUGGUAAACAAAUUUUUUAGCGAAAAAUUUUAUAAAAAUUAAUUAUGAAGACUGUAUUUUUUAUGUAUAUCCACAUUACCUUUAAUUUCU
Messenger RNA from Nomia melanderi (Alkali bee), 1750 nucleotides. The record is from RefSeq and is a predicted model, not a curated record. NCBI's taxonomy places the organism in Eukaryota, Metazoa, Arthropoda, Insecta, Hymenoptera, Halictidae.